UCGGAUAAUAAUAAAGAUUCAGACAUUCAGUUCCGUUUCAAUUGUUUUAUUAAAAAUUUGAAAAAGGUCUAGAUGGAUCACCCCUAUAUACUUACCUUUGUGAUAUACACACAUAGAUAAAACGAUUGAUGAUGAAAGCGAUUCAGAGGACUAUGAAUCGGAUGACUUUGAAUUUUUGAAUGACUCACUGGAAUUGCCGGGCCAUUUUCGAUGUGCCAGCCAUACACUGAACCUCCUGUCCACAACGGAUUUUUCACAAAUUAUAAAAAAAUACGAAAGGCUUUAUACGCGCCACAAGCAGUCGUUUAUGCGGUAAAAAUGUGUUACGUUGUGUUGAAAUUAAAUUCUUUUUAUUACUAUUUAGCUGUUCAAAUAUUUGGAAUAAAUGUGGUCGUCCGAAAUCGGCGGAACUAAUAAGAGAUGUGUUGUGUUCAUCACUCAAGACACCAACAGUAACACGCUGGAACUCUCUCUUUGAUAGUGUUCAAAGCCUUCUAAAGCACAAGGACAAGCUAUCGGCUUUAUGCACAACUCUAAAUGUAACGAAAUUUGCAAUGUCCGAUAUUGAGUACUUGGAGAGUUACACUAAGUUAAUGGAGCCUAUCGCAAGUGCCAUCGACUUUUUGCAGGCAGAUCAACAUAUGUACUUCGGCUACUUCAUUGCUGCCCUAAUAUCUUUGAAAAUCAAACUAACUAAAUUUCAAGAAAGCUUUGAAAUACGUGAGCUUGGUUCUGUUUGCAGCGAACUGGUAGAUUGUCUACACAAGAGAUUUCAAAAAUUUUUUGAAGGAGAUGAAGAGGCAAACUUGGCCAUCAUAGCGGCGAUGUCAUGUCCAGCUGUCAAGCUCCGAUUUUUGUCAGUGCUGCAGCGAACAGCACCCCACUUAACUGUGGAUGUUUUAAAAAAUUUAUUUAUUGAGCACGCUGCUCAGUUCAUUCCCAAAUCAACCAACCUAGCGAUACAAACAACAAAAACUUUAGAACCAUCUGACUCGUUUUUGGAGUUUGAAGAUGCAAGCAGUAAGAUAAUGCUUUUACGAUGUAAAUUGAUUUCAACUCUUCCUUUAAUAGUAGGGGUACCCGAAACGACUGAGCAGGAGGAGAUUCGAAGGCAGCUUGAAACUUAUUUGGUAGAUCCUAAUACUUCUCUCAACUGCCUGGAGAAUUACAAAAUUAUUAGGGAGGUGUUCCUUAAAUUUAACACUCCGAUUCCGUCCUCUGCUCCUGUAGAGCGCCUAUUUUCUUUUGCAGGGAUAGUAAACGCUCCCCGCAGAAAGAAUCUGCUUGAUUCGAAUUUUGAAAAACUUGUUCUAAUGAAAGCAAACAAUGUUCAAAGCAAUUAAAGUCUAUUAUCAGCCACAACAAAAAUAAAGGGCCGCAACUGGGGCCAUACUUAAAUUUUUCAUUUCAUAAUUUUUAACUCUUAGAGGAAACAUUAACAGAUUUAAUGCUCAUUAGUUAAGUUCCCGUUAGAGUUAGUUUAAGGAACGUCUCUGAGUGCGGCUGUAUGUAUAUCAAAUAAAUUUUGUACACGUU
Messenger RNA from Rhagoletis zephyria (snowberry fruit fly), 1536 nucleotides. RefSeq lists its product as uncharacterized. The record is from RefSeq and is a predicted model, not a curated record. NCBI's taxonomy places the organism in Eukaryota, Metazoa, Arthropoda, Insecta, Diptera, Tephritidae.